AUGGGAGAUUUGUUGGUUGGUCAGCCUCCAUACAGUAGUGGUGGUGAAAGGGGUGGUGAGCCAUUCAAGGGACACCAAGGAAAUUUUGGCUACAACCACCUGAGACCCGGUGGAGCUGGCCCAUCUUUCAUUGGAAGACCACAUGGUUGUGGUAGUGGUGGCCCUAAGCAUUUCUCACAACAUGGUUUCCCUUCAACAUCUUCGCAUCCAGAAUCUUCAGUUGCUCCAGCAACACUUCCACCUGAGAAAUCAGAAUCAGCGUCAGCACUUAAAACAGAAGUUCCAAACAAAACUAAAGUUCGGAACAACCAAAGUUCCCAGGUUGCUUGGUGUGAAAUUUGUAAGGCCGCGUGCAAUAGUUUGGAAAUUCUUGAGAAUCACAAGAAUGGAAAGCGACAUAAGAAGAACAUGAAGAAGAUGGAAAAGAUGGAAAAGAUGAAAAAUGCUAUCAGAUCAGGGAAUGAAUUACAGGGCCAACAGAAUCGCACAUCUAAUUCAAAUCUGGAAGUGUCUCAUUUGACUCAGUGUGCACAGGAUGGUGAACAGAACAAACCAACAGAAAAUUUACCCACUGAAGCUGUUAUCCAUGUAAAUUCUGCGGAAACUGAACAGCAAAAUAAUAUCCCGGGGCAGCAGCAUGGUCCAAAGCGCAAGAAGAAGCACAAGAUUACUUCUGAAACUGAAACUAAGAAGAUUGUUAUUCCGCUAAUCUGUGAUAUAUGCAAUGUCAAGUGUGAUAGGCAUGGGAAUUUUUACCACCAUCUUUCUGGAAAGAAGCGUGUUGCUAACUUCAAACGAUUUAAAAGUAGCCAAGCUAUAUGUGGGCCAGUCGGGCUUCAAGCUCUUUACCCCCCAAACCCAAUUGCUCAGACUAUUUUCCAUCCCCAAGAAGGGAAAUACAUGCCUCCCCAUGUGUACCAAGAAGUACCGGUGGAAACAAGUUCAACUCCCUAA
This is a messenger RNA of Prunus armeniaca (apricot), 954 nucleotides long. NCBI's taxonomy places the organism in Eukaryota, Viridiplantae, Streptophyta, Magnoliopsida, Rosales, Rosaceae. The record is from the annotation of a GenBank genome assembly.